AGAUUCAAAAAGGAAAAAAGAAAAAGAAAAAGAAAAAAGAAUCCAAAAUUCCAAAAACGACCCUCUUUCUUUCUCACCGUCUUCUCCUCUACAAUCGAAAACCCUAAUUCUCCCCCAAAUCCCUCAAAAGUAGGGAUUUGCCAAGAAAUCAACGGGAAAUUCUAGGGCUUUGAAUGCAAUGGGGAAGGAACUCAUCGCCAAUUCUCGGUCUCGAUCAGUGUGCGAGACCGUGAACGGAUCGCAUCAAUUCACGAUCAAGGGCUACUCUCUGGCCAAAGGAAUGAGCGCCGGAAAAUUCAUCUCCAGCGACGUCUUCGACGUCGGGGGGCAUCAAUGGGCGAUCUAUUUCUAUCCCGACGGCAAGAAUCCCGAGGACAAUUCGAUGUAUGUGUCGGUUUUCGUCGCGCUGGCGAGCGAAGGGACGGAUGUUAGGGCUCUGUUUGAGCUGACGCUGGUUGAUCAGAGUGGGAAGGGGAAGGACAAGGUUCAUAGUCAUUUCGACAGGGCGAUGGAUAGCGGGCCCUACACGCUCAAGUAUCGGGGGAGCAUGUGGGGCUACAAGCGGUUUUUUAGGAGAACAUCCUUAGAAACAUCCGACUUUCUUAAGGAUGAUUGCUUGGUCAUGAAGUGCACUGUGGGUGUUGUUAGAAGCCGGAUUGAAAAACAAAGACAAUUAACCAUUUCCGUGCCACCAUCAGACUUGGGUCAUUGUCUCGAAGGAUUACUGAAAUCCGGUAUGGGUUCGGACAUCAUCUUUGAAGUUGAUGAUGAGACAUUCAAAGCCCAUAAGUUGAUACUUGCUGCUCGUUCACCAGUGUUUAAGGCCCAGUUCUUUGGCCUUAUCGGUGACCCAGACAUUGACAAAAUUGUUGUUCAAGAUGUAGAGCCUCCUGUGUUCAAGGCGAUGCUUUUAUUUAUGUACUCAGAUGUAUUUCCCGAUUUUCAUGAAAUGACUGAAUCAGUCUCAAUGUCAACGGCAACAAACUUGGUGCAGCAUUUGUUGGCUGCUGCCGACCAAUAUGGAUUAGAACGUCUAAAAUUAUUAUGUGAAGCAAAAUUGUGCAAACAAGUCACUUCUGACACUGUGGUGUCAACGAUAGCCCUGGCUGAGCAAUACCAUUGUUCUCAUUUGAAAUCCGUCUGUUUAAAGUUCGCUGCAGCUCCGGAAAACCUUUGUGCUGUGCUGCAGACUGAAGAGUUUGGGCACCUAAAACAAGCAUGCCCGACGCUGCUAACCGAUAUUCUUGCGACUGUUGCUGAGGUGGACGAUGAUCAGAAUCCAGUCAGGCAAAAGAGGAACAGUAGCAGCAAUAUAGGCCUGAAUAUUUUCGAUGGUGUUGAUUCAAGUGGCAGGAGAAUGCGGAGACGGCUAUAGUUAGCAGUUUGUCCUGUAACAUCUUAUAUUUUUAGCUGUUUCAAUGCUCUGUGUAACUUGAUUUUCGCCAUUUGAUGCAAUUUGAAGUGAACAGCUAGUGAAAUAAGUUCCCUUUUCCUUUUUUCUU
Messenger RNA from Asparagus officinalis (garden asparagus), 1502 nucleotides. Its product is annotated as BTB/POZ and MATH domain-containing protein 3-like. Lineage: Eukaryota; Viridiplantae; Streptophyta; Magnoliopsida; Asparagales; Asparagaceae. Gene Ontology annotation, molecular function: protein binding. The transcript is spliced from 4 exons. Gene Ontology annotation, biological process: protein ubiquitination. The record is from RefSeq and is a predicted model, not a curated record. Bases 179 to 1375 code for a protein of 398 amino acids.